CUCAGUAUUACUAAAACCCUGGCUGGCUACAGCCAUGGUUGUGGAUGAUGUCAGGGGGCAAAUAAGAGCCACCAUCAUUUAUCCGUAUUAAUCAAUAAUAAACAGCCUAUAAGUGGCUGAUAGCCUACAAGUCACGAGCUGUCGCCAACUACAGACUGUAUACCGUUUACAGCUAUGGUUUCCAGUGUCCCAGCCUGUUCACACCCAGUAGCCUACAGUCUCCACACACAGAAACACACACAUGCACGAGGAACAGAUCUGACUCUUGGCCGUCAGCAGGCUUCGCCAGCGGGAAGGAGGCUGUUUUUCUCUCGCUUCCUGCUUCUUCAACAAGAGUCUGAGCGAAAUCUACAAGACGGAGCGAUCUAUCGUGGUGAACACAGAUACCCGCUGGACCUGCCGAAUCCAGAUGGAGUUGUUCUUUUGCUGUCAAAUCCAGUUUUAGGACGGACCCGCUGGUUCGUCUGAAUCCCGAUCCUCUGCAUCUUACCAUGGGCCGCGGCUCGGUUUGGAGAUAAACAGACACUGACUCUGACUGGCACCAGUCAUGGGAGCCAAAUGGACCUGGUUCCCUUGGGCGCACUGCCAGGACAGAAAAUCCCCUGGUCCGGACCAGGAGAGGGAGAAGCACUGGGCUGAGCUCUUCGAUCAGCUGGACCUCAACAAAGAUGGACGCAUUGACAUCCUCGAACUGCGGACAGGGCUGGCAGGCAGAGGGCUCAUUAGAGGCUCCCUGGAGAGGAUGGUGGUGGCCGGAGACACCAACAAAGAUGGGGUACUAGACUUUGAAGAGUUCACACAGUAUCUCCGCAGCCAUGAAAAAGAGCUCAAACUCAUGUUUCGUAGUCUUGACAGGAACAAUGACGGUCAGAUAGAUGCAGCAGAGAUCCAGCACUCUCUACACAACAUUGGUGUGGACAUUAGCCUCGACGAUGCAACCAAGAUUUUGCAAAGAAUGGACAAAGACGGUACCAUGACCAUUGACUGGAAUGAGUGGCGAGACUAUUUUCUGUUCAACCCACUCAGUAACAUGGAGGACAUAGCGCGCUACUGGAAACAUUCAAUGAUGUUGGAUAUAGGGGAGCAGUUGACAAUCCCGGAUGAAUUUUCUGAGGAGGAGAAGAAGUCUGGCUAUGUGUGGCGGCAGCUGUUGGCUGGAGCCUUGGCUGGAUCUGUAUCUCGAACUGGAACUGCUCCCUUGGACCGCCUCAAAGUCUUCCGACAGGUUCAUGGUGCCAGUGAUUUUAAAGGGAAUGUGCUGAGCGGUUUUCAGUACAUGCUAAAAGAAGGAGGACUUUGGUCGCUGUGGAGGGGCAAUGGAAUCAAUGUUCUUAAGAUUGCCCCAGAAAUUGCUAUUAAGUUCACAGCUUAUGAACAGAUCAAGAAUGUGAUGCGAAACAGAAAUGAAACAAGAAAUCUGAGGGUUCAUGAGAGGUUUGUUGCCGGGUCCUUGGCUGGAGCUACAGCUCAGACAGCCAUCUACCCAAUGGAGGUGUUGAAGACUCGUCUCACACUAAGAAAAACAGGUCAAUACUCAGGAAUAGCAGACUGUGCCAAACAGAUCCUACAGAGAGAAGGUUUCACAGCCUUCUACAAGGGCUAUGUACCCAACCUGCUAAGUAUUGUCCCGUACGCCGGCAUUGACUUGGCUGUCUACGAGACCCUGAAGUUUUCCUGGCUUAACAGAAACCGAGGUUUAACUGACCCAGGGGUCAUGGUGCUGGUUGGCUGCGGUGCCAUUUCCAGCACCUGUGGACAGCUGGCAAGUUACCCGCUAGCACUGAUCCGCACUCGAAUGCAGGCACAAGUUUCAGUGAAGGGAACACCUAAACCCUCCAUGUUGGCCUUGCUUCACAACAUCGUGACCCAGGAUGGUGUGGCCGGACUUUAUCGAGGAAUUUCCCCCAACCUGCUGAAAGUCGUUCCUGCUGUCAGCAUGUCAUACGUUGUCUAUGAAUACACAAGGAUAGUCCUGGGAGUGGACAUUGAGGGUAGGCGGGGUGGGAAAGGGAAGGGGUAGGCAAAAGGUUAGAUUUGGGGGUGGCUUUCAACUAUAAGCAUGUACAGAUCUGUUAGCAAUGCAUGAAGAAAUGGUCUGUGACUGUGGAUGAAUAAAUGGUGCUGUGAUUACAAAUCCUGAGAUUUCAGAGUGAGGAUGAUCGGAUGGCACAUAAACCAUGUAAGAAAAAGAGAAAAACAACAGAUCAUCAUCGUUCUAUAUACGCUGUUGUGAAAGCCUUCAAAUUCCGAGGACCUCACCUGAUCUCGCAGCUGCUGAAAGGAGUUUCAUGUGUGAUAUAUUGCCAUGCAGUGCAUGCCAGCAACUGUGUGAUAGCUAAUCCACUUGCCUCCUGCUAUUGCAUUGCCUUGGACAGAUGAAGACUUGCAUGAACUUCCCUGAGAACAAACUGGUAAAACCAAACCAGAAAGCCAUGUUACAUUCCUAUAGCAUUAUUUUUUCUCCUAGGUGGUAUAUAAAGGAAGAUACAGGAUCAUAGGAGGACUGGUCUAACUUCCUGUUCGAUAAGCGACAAGAACCGAAAGUCGCUGCACACCGGUGGAGUUACAGAAGCCGGACUUUGAUUGACAUGUCUUGAACAAAUGUUACAAAUACUAAAAGACAGUAAAACAACAACAACAAAUAAUGAACUUAACUCUCAAAUGAUAGCCGGAACAGAGGAUGGUGU
This is a messenger RNA of Etheostoma cragini (Arkansas darter), 2687 nucleotides long. Its product is annotated as calcium-binding mitochondrial carrier protein SCaMC-3-like. The record is from RefSeq and is a predicted model, not a curated record. Lineage: Eukaryota; Metazoa; Chordata; Actinopteri; Perciformes; Percidae. The transcript is spliced from 11 exons. The coding region runs from base 548 to 2020 and encodes 490 amino acids. Gene Ontology annotation, biological process: transmembrane transport. Gene Ontology annotation, molecular function: ATP transmembrane transporter activity; calcium ion binding.